AUGUCCACUUCUGUUGACUCCCAUACGACCGUCCUCAUUGUUGGUGCCGGCCCCACCGGUCUAACGUUGGCUCUUUCCCUUCUUCAACAUGGCGUCAAAGUCCGACUAAUCGAUUUGACAUUGAGUCCACAUGAAGCGGCUCGUGGGACUGCGAUCAUGCCUCGGACUCAAGAAGCUCUCGCCAUCCUUGGGGUCAUGAACGACGUCAAGGAAAUCGCCACUGGCCCCCUACAGAUGGCAAUUUACGCGCCGGACGGAAAGACGAUCCUGAAGGCAUUCGACUGGUCUCAAAGUGCCCCGGAAAGUCCGACGAUCCCCUUUCGUCAAACUGCCUCUAUUAGUCAACACGAACUGGAGAAAAUCCUCCGCCACCAUCUGAAUGGACGAGGUUGCAAAGUAGCAAUGGGCCUCAAACUUAUCGGUAUCGCGCAGAAUGACCAAGCUGUCACAGCAACAGUCCAGAUCGACGAGAAAACGGUGGAUAUCAAGUGCGAUUUCCUUGUCGCGGCUGAUGGGGCGAAAGGAGUGUCCCGCCGACUGCUUGAUGUAUCAUUCCUCGGCGAGACAAAAGAAGACGCACGGAUCUGGGCCGCCAAUGUUCAAGUACCGGGAUUCGAUCGCCAGUACUGGCACCGGUGGGGGGAUUUCGCAAGCGCCGCCACCUCUCUCAAGCCUAUUUAUCCGGAACCUUGGUUCCAAAUGCUGACGCUUGGUCCCCAACUACCGAAGGAAAUCCCGACUGAUCUCCCCCAAACUCAAGCGCUAUUCAACUCGAUUUCGAAGCGUAGCGACCUGGUACUCACCGAUGUGAGUUGGGUAACUGAGUGGAAGGCGAAUAUUCGCAUGACUGACAAGUUUUCCGUUGGACGUGUUUUCCUAGCUGGUGGGCCUGCUCGGUGUCACCGGGAUCGAUCCCGUAGCCAAUCUGGCAACGGGCUCGGCUAG
Molecule: messenger RNA, 945 nt
Organism: Mycena indigotica
Lineage: Eukaryota; Fungi; Basidiomycota; Agaricomycetes; Agaricales; Mycenaceae
Product: Pentachlorophenol 4-monooxygenase
Exons: 8
Coding region: 1-945 (314 amino acids)
Molecular function (GO): FAD binding
Source: RefSeq, a predicted model, not a curated record